AAAAGUAAUUAGCAUAGUAUCGCAAUCAGAUGUUUAUAUAGAUUUCAUCCAGUUACCUUAACAACUUUUUUUUUGUCGAUAAUUUGCUUAUAUAAAUGGCUGUGUUAUAAUAGUGAAAUGAUGGCAGAUUUCGUGGAAGAUUUGGAAGCAAUAAAGAAUUCGGUGCUCUUAACGACAUUCACUUGCAAGAAAAAGCGAUACAAAGUGUUUUUCCAUCAAAAUCAAAUCAUAUGGGAUAAGGAAAAACCACCAUCAGUGCAAGUGACAGUGCCAAUAGAGAAUGUUAUCACUGUGGAACAUGUUAACAAAACAGCAAAUCAUCGACUUGAUGAUCCAACCAUUGACCCUCACAGCUUUAUCAUACAUUAUGCGAAGAGGAGAAGCAAUUGCACUUGGAAACAUGCAACUAUUGCAUUCAGCCACACUGACCCCAUCCAGGUGGCAUCCUGGGUGAAAACAUUGCAAAAUACAUUACAAACUUUUAACCAAAGACCGAAGAGCAUUUUAUUAUUCUUAAACCCCUAUGGAGGCAAGAGGAAUGCCAUGCAAAUUUAUGAGAAACUAGCCAAACCUUUAUUUCAAAUUGCUGGUGUUGAUGUGACAGUUAAUGUUUCUCAGAGAAAAGAUCAAAUCAGAGAUUUUGUUACAUAUCAUAAUUUGGAUAUGUAUGAUGUUGUUGCAUGCGUGGGAGGAGAUGGAACUGUAUCUGAACUAUUUAAUGGACUUAUAAUAAGAGAAUGUCAAUUACAUAAUUUAGAUUACAAUGAUAUUAAUAUUGAUAUACCAAAACCUAAAAUGCCAAUAGGAAUUAUACCUGGAGGAAGCACAGAUACCAUAGCGUUUUGUUUACAUGGUACAACAGACGUCCAAACUGCAGUCCUACAUAUAAUAUUCGGCGGCCGUAUCGGUUUAGACUUAGUUUCUGUUUAUGAUGAAACCAAGUUGUUAAGACUAUAUGCAAGUGUACUUAGUUAUGGAUACUUAGGAGAUGUAGCUCAUUCUAGUGAUAAAUAUAGGUGGCUGGGACCGAAACGAUAUGAUUAUUCGGGUUUUAAGAAACUGAUUUACAAUAUGGGGUAUGAAGGGGAAAUCGCGAUGUUAUCAGAAAAAGAUGAUUUUACUAGCUCUCGAUGCUUCGAGAGUUGCUCAGAAUGUUCCGUGUGCAUCGAUAAGACGACGGAAAAGAAAGAACUUGUAUGGAAAACGAUUAAAGGAAAAUAUUUUAUGGUCAGCGGAGCAAAUAUUAGCUGCGCUUGUGAUAGAAGCCCUAAUGGUAUAGCGCCAAACAGUCAUUUGGGAGAUGGCAACUUACACUUAGUUCUGGUCCAGCACACUUCGCUGCUUAAUAAUGUGAGAUUACUUUUAAGAUUAUCGGGUAGGAACAAGGAGAUACAACAGUUCCCCUUUGUGGAAACGCACAAGGCGAAAGAGUUCUGUUUCCGAGCCAUCAACAAAAAGAGCAAAUGGAAUUGCGACGGGGAGGUCCAGUACCAAACGGAUAUUCGCGCUAAGGUACGAUGUCAAUUACUUACUAUCUUGGGUAGAGGAAUGCCAGUGCCUACAGAAACUGUUACUAAUUGUUGUUCAUUUUGCUGACGUUGGAGCAAAAAUAAUAAGUAUUUAUUUGUUCUGUGUUAUGUUAAUAGCUAAUAUUUUUGGUUUAGGGUCAGAUUACUAGGCAUCGUUUUUUUUGUUAUUUUG
Nicrophorus vespilloides is the source of this 1701-nucleotide messenger RNA. Its product is annotated as ceramide kinase. Lineage: Eukaryota; Metazoa; Arthropoda; Insecta; Coleoptera; Silphidae. The coding region runs from base 118 to 1596 and encodes 492 amino acids. The transcript has 5 exons. The record is from RefSeq and is a predicted model, not a curated record. Gene Ontology annotation, molecular function: kinase activity.